Molecule: messenger RNA, 3815 nt
Organism: Echinops telfairi (small Madagascar hedgehog)
Lineage: Eukaryota; Metazoa; Chordata; Mammalia; Afrosoricida; Tenrecidae
Gene: JDP2
Product: Jun dimerization protein 2
Exons: 6
Coding region: 2358-3014 (218 amino acids)
Biological process (GO): regulation of transcription by RNA polymerase II
Cellular component (GO): nucleus
Molecular function (GO): DNA-binding transcription factor activity, RNA polymerase II-specific; RNA polymerase II cis-regulatory region sequence-specific DNA binding
Source: RefSeq, a predicted model, not a curated record
AAGCUGCCUCAGCCUUUUCUUCCUCGGGAAAUGACCUUUCAGCAGGACCUGAACGGACCAGUAUAUUGUUUCCUUUAUGGCUGUCUGGUCCUACAUCUCCCACCCAGGGCUCAAUGGCAUGUGUCUAUGCGUUUCUGAGGAAGUCGGGAGAGAGACAGAUGGGCCGAUCUUUCUCCAGGCUCCUGCUUCUUGGCUCCAGCAGGUCCCUGUCUCCUGUAAACUGGCAUGUAGGGAGCUGCAUCACGGCACCCACCAUGUAGGGUCCACUGCGACCCCUGAGCCCUUUCUGUCUUAUUAAUGCCUUCUGUGCCAAGCUCCUCCUUGGGUUGGUGCUUUACCCAACUUCUCCUCGUGGGCUAGUUUCCAGGCGAUUCCUGGUCAGUGCCCCAUGUUGCCAAAGUCCUUUUGGAUUCUAGGCCUGCCGAACUCCAUUUCCCACUGCUGGCCUCCCGCCAGCAUCUAGAACAGGCUCUUUAUUUGUGCCUCCCGGUUCCUAAUGGAGAUGUGAAGGGUGUUGGGCCCUGAAGGGAAAAAGAAAGAAACACACCACUCCGGGUGCUUCUCCGAAAGCUUUUAGUGUGUAAUUUCUCCUUUCCCUCAGAAAUUGUUUCCAUAUGGAACUGGCCGUUGGAUGGGGUGACUUCAGCCCCUGCCAUCUUUCCUACGUCUUCCUUGAAGUGGGCAAAUUCUUCCUGGCUGCUCUCCCGCCUCUGCCCGCCCCUCCUUUUAUUGAUCCCUGAGUCACAUCAAAUUAUUUUCUUUUUUUUCAAGUCACCAAACUUGACUUUCAGCUUUAGAUCGCAGGCCAGUUCGUUGCCGCUAAUGAGGAUCUGAUUAGCAAAGGAAGCAGCCACUCGAGCACCUCCCGUCUUCUGGGAACCCCCUCCCCGCCCCGCGCUGUUUAGGAUGACUUCUCACAGGCAAGACAGGUUGUUCCCUCCUCACCGAGCUUGGCCCCGCCAUGAACGUGUUCAUCCCUCCAUUGUAUCUUCAGUUCAUCAGGGAUUUGGCGAUGACCCUGGUUCUGCUAGAAGCUCUGCUCAGUGCUGGGGUCAAAUGGGAGACCCACCAGCCCUGGCUGCUGCUUGGCUGCCAGCCUCUAGGACAUGCAUCCUUUAUUCAUGCAUCCCAUUUCCUAAUGCAAUUCUGAUGGUGGUGAGCCCUGAAGGGAAAACAAACAAACAAACAAGCAAACAAACAAACACUGUUCUCCUUGGGGCUUACAGUUGGGGGAAGAUCCGGGGCUUCUGGCCAGGGAGGGGCUGUGUCCUAUGUCUGUGCCUUAGAGAGGGUGGCAGCCCCCCAUCCCCUGUCAGGGGUCUGUAUCCAGCACCAGGCACGGAGCCUCCCCCAGCCUCACUGCCACUUCUUUUGACUAGUUAAGCACUUUGUUGUUGUUGUUUUGGUCACUGACUCCUGGUUGCAUCGUCCUGGUUGGAGUGAGGGGAUUUUAUAGGUUUUCUCUUCUGCUGAAAUGCAGGUGGGAGUUGUGUCCCUUUGGCUCAGGUGACCUGGAAUCACCCAUGUGCUUGCUCAAUGGCAUCCUGGGCGUCCCCCUAGGGGUCCCUGCAUUGGGCCCUUUCUUGUCUUCCCUGGAGGAGGGCUGGGGAGGCUUGCCCAUGCACGGCCUCAGUGUACUGUGCCCUGCAAUCCGAGAGGGCCCUGGACGCCCCUGCUGCUCAGGCGCAGGGGAGUAUCAUAGCACAUUGGACAUCACAAAUGAGGAGUCACAAGGGCCAUUUCUAUGUCCGGCUUCCUCCCAGGUGGCUAUGGGGUUGUUUAGGGCACCGCAUGGGGGAUUAUUUCUGAAACCCUGGGAGACAGGGUAGAGGACCUCAUCUGCAAGGGAAUGGGCCUCCCUGAGGGCCCACAUCUGAAAGACCACUGAGAGCAGGCCAUUUUUCCUGCCGAAAAGUGUCAGCCCCUCUGGGACCCCCAGAGAGGAAGAAGCAAAGAGGACUGAGUGAGAAUGCACUGGUCAUAAACUCCAGGGAGCAGGAGUCUCACCCUCUCUGGCUGUAUGACCUUGGGCAAGUCAUGGGCUCCCUCUGAGCUUCAGCUUCCUCGUGUGCAAAAUAAGGAUGUGGUUUAGAUGAGCCCAGGGCCUCCCUCCAGCUCAAAACCUUAGAUAUGAAUGAAUGAGUCCUAGAUCCUUUUCUGACACGGCCCGGGGGUGGUGGCUGCUGAGGAGGGGGAGAAGGACGUGGGUGGGAAGGAGGGGCCAAGAGGACCCUGGGUGGGCGGUCGAGCCAGUGGAGCAGAGAUGAAGGCCCUCAGAGGUACCGCCACCAGCUGCAGUGCAAGCAGGGAGCUCGGUGCAGACGGCUAGCUGGGCAGCUGCCGUGAGCUGACUGGGCAUGAAAUGGCAGGCUCCGUGCUGCUUUAGAAAUCUGGGGUUUCUCCUUGAAACUGGAAUGUACCUGAACUCUACUUCAAGGCUGCUUAAAAGCCAAGGCUACACAGCUGAUCUCCAUCUCUCCGCAGCCUGGCUCCUUAUCCGUGGCUGGACCACUGCUCCUGCUAUGAUGCCUGGGCAGAUCCCCGACCCUUCGGUGACUGCAGGCUCUCUGCCAGGGCUCGGCCCCCUGACCGGCCUGCCCAGUGCUGCCCUGACCACGGAGGAGCUGAAGUACGCCGACAUCCGCAACAUUGGGGCCAUGAUCGCCCCCCUGCACUUCCUGGAGGUGAAACUGGGCAAGAGGCCCCAGCCCGUGAAAAGUGAGCUCGAUGAGGAAGAGGAGCGAAGGAAAAGACGCCGGGAGAAGAACAAGGUGGCCGCUGCCCGGUGCAGGAACAAGAAGAAGGAGCGGACGGAGUUUCUGCAGCGGGAGUCCGAGCGACUGGAGCUCAUGAACGCGGAGCUGAAGACGCAGAUCGAGGAGCUGAAGCAGGAGCGGCAGCAGCUCAUCCUGAUGCUGAACCGGCACCGGCCCACCUGCAUCGUGCGCACCGACAGCGUCAAGACCCCCGAGUCCGAAGGCAAUCCGCUGCUGGAGCAGCUAGAGAAGAAGUGACCAUGGCUGGGAGGAGCGAAGGUGGCGGACGAGGAGGGGUCCACGGGCCCUCCCUGGAUGGGGACGCUCGCUACGAGGAGGCCCAGCGCAGCCAGCAUCGGCGAGCUCUUGGGUGAGACUCAGAUCAGCCGACGAGCAGGAAGGCAGGCUGAGGACCCAGGGGGACCAAGCACUGAGACCAAAGUCAAGCCACCACGGGGGGCUGUCCUGCCUGGGACCUGGCUUGGAGGAGGCAGGAAUGGAGGGACGCCCUGCCGGGCACAUCUCUGGUCUCUCUAUUGCCAGGGCACCCACCCAGGGCAUCUCUGAGCUGCCAGGAAAAGCCAUGGGUCAGAACCAAAAGGCGGCUGAGGCUGGGACUGAGUACAGCUGUCUCAUGCCUGCCCCAGCCUGCCCCUGCCCCUGCCACCACUGAGCUGGGCUGAGGCGGGGGACCCCCGGCUGCACCGCCGGUUCCGCCUCUGCCUGGGCACCCCCACCCCACCCCCCACCGACCCUGCUGGAGUUUGCUGCGGGCACUAGGCGCAGGCGCCCUUCCGAAGCACAUACUCACUCGAAUGUUUACAGAUUGGCUGUCCUGGCAGUGCUUUUAACUGCACAUGGUUUUUAUACUUUCUGGUUUUGUUUUGUUUUGUUUUGUAAUAUUUUUUACCAAAAAAAAAAAAAGAUUUUAUACAAGCACUAUAUAUAUGGAUUUCUAUAAUCACUCGAUGUGAUACAGUAUAAAUAUGCUAUGGUUUGUUUGUUAUGAACAGCUACCCACCAGUUAAGCUGUUGUGUGUAGUCCUAAGUACUGUAGUC